AACAAAAAGGUUAUGUAAACUUCAUUGGUCUUACAGCGCGAGUAUUAGCCGCCAGCACUCCACGGAUACACAAGGAACAUAAAUAAAAAUGUUGAAGCUACAGCGAUUUGCCGGCAGCAUUGUCGUACAGAUAUACCGAGGCGCAACAUACAGCAGUAACGCACGUGCGGCGAGCGCGGCACUUGCAACGGCGGCUAGUAAUGGACAAGGAGUGGGAUCAGGUGCCGCUGACGAGGCUGAAGUGCGUGCGGAUUUGGGUGCCAAAAAGCCAAAGAUUUCGGGCAUGGUUGCUGCAGCAUUUGAAUCGUUAAGAAACGAAAACGAAUCCCCUGGAAAAGCAACAACGAACAACUCAAGCUCUACGCAAACCGUUAAUAAUAUAGAUGAACGGAUCAUCAAUGCUAAAACUGUUAAUGGUCUGUUGGCCAUAACCGAAAACAAUAACGCAUUUUCACGUAAGCACGCUCUGAAGAUCGUGUCCAUACUAGCCGAAUGGAGUACCGUCGAUCGCGUGAAAAUAUCUGAUUUUGAAAACGAUUCAAGAUUUUUGCGUGUUUGUCGAAUGCUAGGCCGCACUGUGCCGAAGAAUGAGACUAAUGGCAAAAAGAAUGGCACUGGAAGUGGCACGAACAACUCCAACAAACGCAUUUCUGGCUUUCGCACCGACGACCUUAACACGGUUCUUGGCGUAGCUGGGGACGAUGAAGCUGCGAAGCUAAUAGCUAGCAUAACUCUUCCGCAAAUGGUGAAAGUGAUGAGCACCCUGGCACUGCGCAAACGACGUAGCACUCCUUUGCUACGCUCACUAGCGUUUAACAUUAGCAGCUCAUCAGAUCAAUUAGAUUUGAAGCAAGCUGCUGAUGUCCUGUAUGCCAUGUCCACCUUAAACUUUCAGGACUCUGUACUCGGUGCAAAAGUUUGUGCAGAUGUGCAGGCCGCUCUGCCAAAGAAUACUGAGAAAUCGGCUGUUGUGGGCUCUGUGCUCACCAGUCUAGGCAUAAUGCGAUAUCGGGAUUUGGACAUAUUGGAAUCGUUGACGCAGUGGCUGCUGAAGAACAGUGAAAUAUGUCGACCUCAGGAUCUGAGCGCCUAUUUCCUCACAUCAGCGCUUCUUAACUUCAAGAGUGCACAUUUGGAGGAUGUGCGUAAUAAGCUGGCGAAAUCAAUUGUCCGUGAGGAUUUCACCAAGCAAUCGGAUUGGCUAAACUAUGUUUGGUCACUCGCUCUGCUGGGUAUAGUGGAAAACAGUCAGAUAAAUUCGGUGCUGAGCACGGAAUUUCUGACUAAAUUGGAGAGUGAUAAGGCGGUCUUUACGCCAACAUCCAAGAUGAGGCUACUGAAUCUAAAUAGUUAUGCGCAACUAUGCCUAACCGGCUACAAGGGUGCUUUGCUGCCAGCCGAUUCUCCAGCCUAUGAUGUUCCUAUGGCGCACACGAAGUCCAAACAGAUUCUUGUCAAUGGAAUGCUUGACGCAUUAAAGAGUCUGUUGCCUGCCGUAAAUCAUGUGCAAAGUUCUGUCGACAGCAAAAUGGGAUUCUUAAUUGAUGCGGUGUGCCAGUUUGAUGCAAAACGUAACCCACUUCCCCUGGACAGUCAGAGUGCCGAUGCCAUUAAAAUCGCCCUAAUGGUAGUUGAUUUUCAUGACAUAUGCCACGGAACGCAUCGUAGUGCCAGCGGCCCAACGAAUCUAGCGUUCGAUCUGCUGGAAAGGAGUGGCUACCAAAUUAUACCUGUGCCCCAUAGCGAGUUCAGCACCAGUGACAAAUUGCUGAAGCGCGUUCAGUAUCUGGAGGCGAAGUUUAAGGCUAUCGUUAGUAAAUAAUAUCAGUUAUAGAGAGUUGAUCCUUUUAUCAAAA
Molecule: messenger RNA, 1856 nt
Organism: Drosophila arizonae
Lineage: Eukaryota; Metazoa; Arthropoda; Insecta; Diptera; Drosophilidae
Product: FAST kinase domain-containing protein 4
Biological process (GO): regulation of mitochondrial mRNA stability; mitochondrial RNA processing
Cellular component (GO): ribonucleoprotein granule; mitochondrial matrix
Molecular function (GO): RNA binding
Source: RefSeq, a predicted model, not a curated record